Molecule: messenger RNA, 2073 nt
Organism: Kluyveromyces lactis
Lineage: Eukaryota; Fungi; Ascomycota; Saccharomycetes; Saccharomycetales; Saccharomycetaceae
Gene: IRC3
Product: double-stranded DNA-dependent ATPase
Exons: 1
Coding region: 1-2073 (690 amino acids)
Molecular function (GO): ATP binding; hydrolase activity; DNA binding
Source: RefSeq, a predicted model, not a curated record
AUGUUAUAUGUGUCAUGUGUGAGAUGGGCAAGAUUCGCUGGAAGAGUACCUGCAAAGUUUGGAUACGGUAAUGUUUGUGCUGCUACUGCUACUGCUGUACGGCAUUUCGGGAACUCGAGUAUCGUUUACAGUUCAGAUGUAAGUUCUGUCCCAUUAUUAAGGGAUUAUCAGCAGGAUUGUAUUAAUAAAUGUGUGGAUGCAGUGACUCAGGGCAAGAUGAGGAUAGGUGUCUCCUUAGCCACUGGUGGUGGGAAAACGGUCAUAUUUUCCAAUCUUUUGGAUAGAUUCAGGUCACUUGGUGCCCAUUCGUCGCGUGCUGCUUUAAUCUUGGUGCAUAGACGGGAAUUGGCUAUGCAAGCCGCAUCUACGAUAUCCAAAUUUAUGCCUGAUUUAAAUGUUCAGAUGGAGAUGGGAAAACUUCAUGCUAACUUGGAGGAGGCUGACGUAGUUAUCGGUUCAGUGCUGACUAUGGUUCGAAGGCUGGAAGAAUACCCUCCGGAUUCUAUCGAUUUGAUCGUUAUUGAUGAAGCACAUCAUGCCGUUGCCGAUUCCUACGUAAAGGUUUUGGCCCAUUUCAAUGCAGAUACACCAGCCACAAGAGUCCCUGUGAUUGGAUUUAGUGCCACGUUCGAAAGAGCAGAUAAGAGGGCAUUGUCUGCAGUAAUGGAUGAGAUCAUAUAUCAUAAGGGCAUCUUAGAGAUGAUCGACGAGAACUGGCUUUGUGAGGGCAAAUUUACUACCGUUGACGUAGGUGUGGAUUUGUCCAAGGUAAAGAGCGUUAACUCUGACUUCCAACUAGAGGGGCUUUCGAAAGUCAUGAAUACAAAGGAAAUCAACGAGAUUGUGUUAAAUACGUACCUCCACAAGAAGAAGUUGCAUAACUUGAAAUCUACCCUUUUGUUUGCAGUCGACGUAGCGCAUUGUAAGACCCUUUUUCAAACUUUCCAGAACGCAGGUAUCAAUGCGCAAUAUGUGACUGGGAAGACUAGGACUGGUGAAAGGGAUUCCAUUGUGUCUGAUUUCAAAAAUGGGAAAAUUCAAGUGCUUAUGAAUUGUGGUAUAUUUACGGAGGGAACGGACAUACCCAACGUCGAUUGCGUUCUUCUUUGUAGACCUACAAAAUCACGUUCUUUGUUAGUUCAAAUGAUUGGUAGAGGGCUUAGGAAACAUCAUAGUAAAGAACAUUGUCAGAUCAUUGACUUUGUAUCGUCUUCGAAAGUAGGUGUGAUUUCUGUACCGACGCUUGCUGGAAUUGAUGAUUAUGAUGCCAAUCUAGAUGAGAUGGCUAUGGAUGAGAUUAAUUCCAUAAGACAAGAGAUAGAGGAGAAAAGAUUACAGCAAGAAAUGAUACAAAGGGAAACGGAAGCUAAGGAACAGGAACAAAAGAACCAUUAUAGGAAUAUUGUACUCGACAGUGACUCAAUCGAAUUGACAUUGACAAAUUUCGAGGAUUUCAAAUCGUUUUGUGAGAGCAUGGGAACAACUGACUAUUCUAAAUUGUCACCUGCAGCGAAAGAAGCCAGGUUGCUUGCAGACUCUAAAUUCCCAUGGGUACCUGUUUCUCGUACAGCUUGGUGUUUCCCAAUAGUCUCUGGAAGGCACCUAAGAAUAGAAAGAGAGUCAACGGCUGAUAAAGAACGGAUUUACUCGGCUAAGUUGUACAAUAGAAUAUACGCUGAUAAACAAUCGGGUCCUGCAUAUGUACCCUAUCGGAUUGUUAACAUACACACAUCGACCGAUCUUGAAACCAUUUUUAAUACUGUCGAAGCUUUCGUAUCUAAGAUGUCUGCAAAUACUCCAAUGAGCUUUAGCAAGUUUGCACCUUGGAGGAAACAAUCUGCUAGUCCGAAACAAAAGGCAGUUGUCAGGCGACUUUUUGAUAAAGUUAUCCGCACAGAAGAGAAAUAUGCAGAUAUGGAGGCCAAUGUAGAAGCAUAUCUAAAAACCCUAGACAAGGGAGCCGCAUCAUCUAUUCUUUUUGCGACUUCACUUGCUCCAAAGUAUCCAGUGAAGAGAAUAUUAAAACUACUAUCGUGGAGACAAGCUCAAAAGAUUCGUAACGAAGACGUGUAA